Molecule: messenger RNA, 1753 nt
Organism: Thermothelomyces thermophilus ATCC 42464
Lineage: Eukaryota; Fungi; Ascomycota; Sordariomycetes; Sordariales; Chaetomiaceae
Exons: 6
Coding region: 213-1655 (480 amino acids)
Biological process (GO): peptidyl-serine dephosphorylation
Cellular component (GO): cytosol; protein phosphatase type 2A complex
Molecular function (GO): protein binding; protein phosphatase regulator activity
Source: RefSeq, a predicted model, not a curated record
CCAAGCUUCCACGCACCCCGGUACGAUCGCCGAACCCCGCCUUCGUACCGCCCCGACACAGAACCAACCCGCGGGGACCCCUUCAAUACCACUCCAGACCUCGACUUCACCGCGUCGCAUCCCCGGCUCGGCCCCCGCCUUCCUGUUCGUACUUUGGCAGCUGUUGUUGGCAGAAGCGGGCUAUUUCUCGCUUGCGCCUCCAGAUUUCCAAGAUGGUGGACGCAGAAGCAAACGUACCGACAUGGAAAUUCACCCAAUGCUUUGGUGAUAAAGGAGAUGUGGAGGACAUCACGGAAGCCGAUAUCAUCUCGACCGUCGAGUUCGACCACACAGGAAACUAUCUAGCCACGGGUGAUAAGGGCGGGCGCGUUGUUCUAUUCGAGCGCAAUGAAACAAAAAAGACUUGCGAGUACAAGUUCCACACCGAGUUCCAGUCCCACGAGCCCGAGUUCGAUUAUCUCAAGUCGCUUGAGAUAGAGGAGAAGAUCAACAAGAUCAAGUGGUGCCGGCGGCAGAACGCUUCCCACUACCUUCUGUCAACAAACGAUAAAACCAUCAAGCUCUGGAAAGUGUUUGAGAAGUCACUUAAGGUCGUGGCCGAGAACAACCUUUCGCACGACUUGACCCCGGCAAACAUAGCUGGAGGAGGCGGAGCCCCGCGCCCGCUGCCAAAUGUCCAGUUUCGCAGUGCAAGUGACCUGAAGCUUCCCAGGCUGACCCACCACGAUACCGUCGUGGCCGCUGUUCCCCGGCGGACGUAUGCGAAUGCCCACGCCUACCACAUCAACAGCAUCUCGGUGAACAGUGACGGCGAGACGUUCAUCAGCAGUGACGACCUGCGUAUCAACCUGUGGAAUCUGAACAUCCAGGACCAGAGCUUCAAUAUCGUCGACAUCAAGCCAGCAAACAUGGAGGAGCUGACCGAAGUCAUCACGGCAGCCGAGUUCCAUCCUCUGAGCUGCAACUGGUUCAUGUAUGCCAGCUCCAAAGGGACGAUUAAGUUGGCGGACAUGCGGCAGAGCGCCCUGUGCGAUCAGCAUGCCAAGCUGUUUGAGCAAGAGGAAGACCCCGCUUCGAGGUCGUUCUUCUCUGAGAUUAUCUCGUCCAUCUCAGACGUCCGCUUCUCGUACGAUGGCCGAUACAUCCUUUCACGCGACUACCUGACCGUCAAGAUCUGGGAUGUGAACAUGGAGAGACAACCCAUCAAGACGAUCCCGAUUCACGAACACCUCAGGCCAAGGCUCUGCGACACGUAUGAGAACGACAGCAUCUUUGACAAGUUCGAGGUGGUGUUUUCGGGCGAUGGCAAGAACGUUAUGACCGGAAGCUACAACAACAAUUUCAUGAUCUACCCUUCAGACCCGGAGCAGGAGGUGGAGGUAGUGCUGCAGGCCGACAAGUCGGCCUUCAAGGCUAAAAAGGUAGGAGUACCGACGCCCAUCAACUCCUCGGCGAGCUCCACGGCAAACGGAAAGAAGGGCGGCUCGAGGGCGGGGAGCCCGGCUGCACCAGGCCAAGGCCAGAGGAUGCGCAAGGAGACGGACGCCGACCAGAUCGAUUUCAACAAGAAGAUUCUCCACAUGAGUUGGCAUCCUUUUGAGGACAGCAUCGCGAUUGCCGCGACGAAUAAUCUCUUUGUCUUUUCUGCUUUGUAGACAGGUGCUCAACCCACCUCAACAGUGGGACGCUCCGGAGAGGUGAUCGUGUGCGGCACUUUCUGCCUGGCCUGCAAUGCUGUGGAAGUUACAGAUGA